Messenger RNA from Danaus chrysippus (African queen), 1869 nucleotides. The record is from the annotation of a GenBank genome assembly. Lineage: Eukaryota; Metazoa; Arthropoda; Insecta; Lepidoptera; Nymphalidae.
AUGGACAAGAACAUGGAAUCCCCUAGGACGGAGAGCCCCGUCCCGGAAGUGGAAAGACGGGAGAGUGAAACAGAUUAUUCAAGUAUUAGAGGGAAAAUGAUCCUCGUGAGCCCGACGGCUGAUGAAUAUGAUCUGCUGAGGAAGGAACUAUUGGAGCGACUGGAGACGGGGAACGGAGAAAUUAUUUAUGACAUCGGACAUGGAGAAGACGGUCGUGGUCUUACGGAAGACGAGUACAGCGCGUCAGUAGCGACCCUGCAGUCGUUAGUGAGCAGUGAGAGGAUCUCGUGCGUGGAGCUGAGGCGAUGGGACUGUGGCAGUGGAGUGGCCGGACAGUACCUGCUGAGGACUGAACUGGACCACAACGACUUCAUGGAGAUCAGAGUGGCGGUAGUUGGUAACGUGGACGCGGGCAAGUCGACUCUACUGGGCGUGUUGACUCACGGCGAGCUGGACAACGGGCGAGGGUACGCGCGACAGAGACUGUUCAGACACAAACACGAGGCGGAGAGCGGACGGACCAGCUCUGUGGGGAACGAUAUACUAGGCUUCGACAGCAUGGGUAACGUGGUAAAUAAGCCCGAACAUGGGGCCCUCGACUGGGUGAAGAUCUGUGAGAAGUCGUCCAAGGUGAUCACGUUCAUUGACCUCGCGGGACACGAGAGAUACCUCAAGACGACCGUCUUCGGCAUGACCGGACACGCGCCCGACUUUGGGAUGCUGAUGAUCGGUGCCAACGCGGGCAUCGUGGGCAUGACGAAGGAGCACCUCGGUCUGGCGCUGGCUCUGUCUGUGCCGGUGUUCGUGGUCGUCACUAAAAUAGAUAUGUGCCCGCCAAACGUUCUACAGGAUAACCUUAAGCUACUGAUCAGGAUCCUCAAGUCGUCGGGGUGUCGGAAGGUGCCCGUCAUGGUGAAGACCAGGGAUGACGUCAUUGUCAGCGCCACCAACUUCGUUUCCCAAAGACUGUGCCCCAUAUUCCAAGUGUCGAAUGUGUCUGGUGAGAACCUGGAGCUGCUGACCAUGUUCCUCAACCUGCUGAAGACUCGCAUGCCGUCACAGGACGACAAGCCCGCUGAGUUCCAGAUAGACGACACAUACUCCGUGCCUGGUGUGGGCACAGUGGUGUCGGGCACCACGCUGGCGGGCGUGAUCCGCCUCAACGACACGCUGCUGCUGGGGCCCGACCCUCUGGGAAGGUUCGCGCCCAUCACCGUCAAGAGCAUACACCGGAAACGGAUGAGCGUGGCCGAGGUGCGCGGCGGACAGACGGCCAGCUUCGCGCUUAAGAAGAUCAAAAGAUCCCAGAUCCGUAAGGGUAUGGUGAUGGUGUCCCCGUCGCUGGAGCCCCAGGCGUGCUGGCAGUUCGAGGGGGAGAUACUGGUGCUGCACCAUCCUACCACCAUCUCCUCGCGAUACCAGGCUAUGGUCCACUGCGGCAGUAUCCGCCAGACGGCGUCCAUCCUGAGCAUGUCGCGCGACUGUCUCCGCACCGGGGACAAGGCGCUCGUGCGCUUCCGGUUCAUUAAACAUCCCGAGUACCUCCGGAGGGGACAGAGAAUGGUUUUCCGUGAAGGUCGCACCAAAGCGGUGGGGAACGUGCUGAGACCGGAGCCGGCGGCGCGGCCCCCCGCACGACCGGCGAGGACCGCUCCCUCCAACAGACAGAGGAACGCGCAUCAACCUCAAGAAAACGACGUGACAGCUGUGGAUUCUCCGUUUGAGUUGCAAGCGGACAAGGGAACAGUCGCGCGGCGCCGCAAGCGACACGACAAGCCACACCCACAACACCCUCCACAGUCACAGCAGUCACAGACGCAGCACCCUCAACACCCUACACCGGGGCAAUCUGCGCUAGCCGCCAACUAA